Messenger RNA from Nicotiana tabacum (common tobacco), 883 nucleotides. Lineage: Eukaryota; Viridiplantae; Streptophyta; Magnoliopsida; Solanales; Solanaceae. The record is from RefSeq and is a predicted model, not a curated record.
UUCAGAACCCGAAUAGAAUAAACUAAAAAGUCAAUAUAAAAAGAAGGUGCAAAGAUAUAACGAGCUUUCCAUUUCAAAACUAAUUGUUCUUACGUAGUGCAAAAGCUUAUCGGCAUUUUGAUUUUUGUCUAUGGCGGCUAUUCCCACUGGCGCUUACACGGCGGCCGGUGCCUCGCCGCUGCUCCAUCCGAACUCAUGUCUCCUUGUCACCUCCGCUAGAUUCAAUUUUCGGGUGCGUGCAUCAGCAACUACUGCUGGGGGAUCAGUCGCCUCCACCGGCCAGCAACCGCCAACGCCGCCUGCUCCGUCGAGCAACAACGGAAGGUUAAGGAACAACUCCACUACUGAGCUAGAGGAAAAAACUUUAACUAUAAAGGAUUACCUGGAAUGGAGCAAGGAUAUGAUUGGAUGCGGAUCCGAGGAUGGGCCACCACGCUGGUUUUCGCCCUUGGAUUGCACUUGUCCAAUCAAAGACUCGCCUCUCUUGCUCUACUUACCAGGGAUUGAUGGUGUUGGACUUGGCCUUAUAAAGCAUCAUAAGAGACUUGGAAGGAUCUUCAAUAUAUGGUGUCUCCAUGUUCCAGUUACAGAUCGAACAUCGUUCACAGGUCUCUCCUUCCUCAUCUCCCUAUUUUUAAUAGGAAAAUUGCUUGCUAGAAUUUUAAUAGAUGGAAACCAAACAGCUGAAUAAGAAUAUUUAAAGAGUGGAAAUGGUAGUAAGUGCUGCUGCCCCUAAAUUUUGAUUCAUUGUAUGAUUCCAUAUGGAAAUUUAGAAGUUAUGAUAUGAGGAUGUAUUACUACUAUUAUUGUUAGUUUACAGCAUGUAUAUAAUGUAGUAUUGUCCCACAUUGGUAGAAGAGCAGUAUGUCCUUGUAUAAUAUAG